This is a messenger RNA of Penicillium waksmanii, 1752 nucleotides long. RefSeq names its product GMC family oxidoreductase. The coding region runs from base 1 to 1752 and encodes 583 amino acids. Lineage: Eukaryota; Fungi; Ascomycota; Eurotiomycetes; Eurotiales; Aspergillaceae. Gene Ontology annotation, molecular function: flavin adenine dinucleotide binding; oxidoreductase activity, acting on CH-OH group of donors. The record is from RefSeq and is a predicted model, not a curated record. The transcript has 6 exons.
AUGGCUUCCCAGAACGACAGCUAUGAUUAUAUUGUCUGCGGGGGUGGCACAUCUGGCUGUGUAGUUGCCGGCCGUCUAGCAGAGAACCCAGAGAUCAAGGUCCUUCUCAUUGAAGCUGGCCAACAUAAUAAGGACCUGGAGAAUGUACACAUGACGGGCGGGUGGUCAAAUAAUUUCGAUUCAGAGACCGAUUGGAAUGUUGUCACUCCUCCAAUGGCUGGUGUGGCCAAUCGCCAGGUGAAAUUAAGUCGUGGACGUUUCUUGGGUGGCUGCAGCGGCUGUAAUGGUACACUUUGCAUCCGUGGAAAUAAGCAGGACUACGAUGACUGGGGACUCGAUGGAUGGAGCGGUGAGGAUUUCUUCAAGUACAUGAGAAAGGCGGAAACAUUCCACCCUAAGCCUUGGUUUCAAGCCGAUAAGACCAGCCAUGGCUACUCCGGACCAUUGCAUACCGAGCCUCACGAUCUAGCGCCAAUUUCAAAUCUUUUGAUAGAUUCGUUUGUGUCGGAGGGAAUGCCACUCAAUCACGACAUGUUUAGUACCGGAGACGUCCCACAGGGCUGUGGCCAUGCUCCUCGCACUGUUUAUGAGGGAAUUCGGACCACAGGCGCAGAUUUUGUGACCAACAAGAACCACCGAGGCAAUAUUACGAUCCACACAGAUACCACAGUGGACAAGGUUAUCUUUAACAAGCAAGGAGACCAACCCCGUGCAACUGGUGUCGUGACCAAAGGAACCGAUGGCAGCUCCAGGACGUUUUUUGCCCGGAAAGAAAUCAUCAUCUCCGGUGGGGCAUACUGCAGCCCUGCAAUCCUACUCCGGUCUGGCAUUGGGUCCAGAAAGGAGCUGGAGAAGCACCAAAUCGAAUGCAUAGUAGAUUCACCAGGUGUUGGCAAAAACCUUAUGGAUCAUCUGAUUGUAUUCAUGUUCUACGAAACCGAGAAAGCAGGACUAACAAACGACUAUCACGUCUACCACGGCGACAAUUUCGACAAGACCUACGCAGAAUAUAAGGAGAAGAAAACGGGUUUCCUCUCCACAUUCCCCUUUGGCGCCUUUGCCUUUGCCAGAAUCGACGAUCGACUCAAGGAUGAGCCGUUAUGGAAGAAUGCCCCUCGUCUACCAGGUCGUGAUCCCAUGGGUCUCACACCCUCUCAGCCCAACAUCGAGUUUUUCACGACAGAGUGCUAUGGUGGACCAAAGCAAUAUGACCAGUUCCCUAUUGACCAGAAGCACGCUUUCUCGAUGAUUGCGGAAUUGUUCGCGCCCAAGUCUCGUGGCUCGGUGACUUUGAGCUCGACUAACCCCAUGCAGAACCCUAUUGUUGAUUGCAAUUAUCUGGCUGAUCCGAUGGACCUGCUGGUUCUAAGUGAGGCUUGCCGAUUUGGAAAUGAAGUCGUUAUGAAGGGGGCUGGAACAAAGGAUAUAGUUAAGGGUUCCUGGCCGCCUAAUUUAAACCAUCAUACCUACAAGACAAGAGAGGAGUGGGUGCCCUAUGUCAAGGAACAUGCUACCACUUGCUACCAUGCGGCGGGUACAUGUGCCAUGGGUAAGAAUGAUAACCCAAUGGCUGUUCUGGAUGAGAAGAUGCAGGUUCGCGGUGUCUCUGGUCUGCGAGUUGCUGAUUGCAGUGUCAUGCCUACUUUGCAUGGAGGACACACUCAAAUGCCGGCUUACGGUAUUGGAGAGAAGUGUGCUGACCUCAUUAAAGAGACAUGGCGAAUGACUGGAAAUGUUUAUAGUCGAAUUUGA